Molecule: messenger RNA, 861 nt
Organism: Coregonus clupeaformis (lake whitefish)
Lineage: Eukaryota; Metazoa; Chordata; Actinopteri; Salmoniformes; Salmonidae
Product: rhodopsin
Exons: 1
Coding region: 1-861 (286 amino acids)
Biological process (GO): G protein-coupled receptor signaling pathway
Cellular component (GO): membrane
Molecular function (GO): G protein-coupled receptor activity; peptide binding
Source: RefSeq, a predicted model, not a curated record
AUGGAUGCAACGGAGUGGAUCAAAGCCUUCAUUCGAGGGCUGAUGUGUCUGCUAGGGAUCUUGGGGAACAACUGGCUUUGUCUCCGCUCUCUCCCUGGACCCAAGUCCAGUCUCCGCACCAAUGAGGUCCUCUUCAUCAACCUGGCCGUCUCCAACCUCAUCACCAACUACCUGGUGGACCUGCCCGCUACCAUGGCUGACUUUGUUGGCCACUGGUUCCUGGGUGCCUACUGCGUUGUGCACCAGUUCUGCUCUGAACUGUCAGAGACCAGCAGUGUCUUCUCCACCUUGUUUAUUAGUGUGUUCUGGUACCAGAAGCUGGUGGGCUCUCUGAAACGCGGAGGUGCUCCGAUCCAGCUGGAUAGCCUCCGUCUCAUAGCCUGUCUCCUGGCUGGCAGCUGGAUAGUAGCUGUGGUCUUCAGUGUUCCACAAUUCUUCUUUGUCAAGGUGGUGAGUGGAAAUGAGAGCCACGAUGACUGUAUAGAAGUCUUUCCCUCUCAAACUGCAAGGCAGAUCUAUGAGCCAUUGUAUCUGACCUUCACUAACGUCCUCCCCAUCGCUGGUAUAGUGUUUGCUAGCAUCCAGAUUGUGAUCACUUUGCUAAGGAACCAGACACGUAUCCAGGGCCUGACUUCGGACCAUCACAAGGGGACAGCUAACUCAGGUACUCAUGUGAGGGCAGCCAAGAGCGUGGUGGCUGUGGCCACUGUGUUUGUGGUGUGCUGGGUGACCCACCUGCUGCUGAUGAUAUCCAGCAACAUCCACACGUCCUCCUUGAUGUUGGAGCUGGCCAGCUACAUCGGGUCCUCUUACAUCUGCAUCAUCCCCUACAUCUUCCUCUAUGGAGUAAAAAAACUGUAG